AUGCCUGAACCGCCGAACCGUUUGCAAAUACCCGGAAGCAGUAGUCGAAUCUACUACAACACCACCGCUACCCGCCCCGGUACACUCGCCACUGGGCGUGUUAGCGUCGCCAUCAGGAUCAUCAGUAAAUCCAGCUCUAGCACUCCAGAGUCUUGGCCAUGCGAUCAGCCAAACACUGGAGUUGAAUCAGUUACAGUUGCUUCAUCACUGGACAAAGCCCUUCCAGAGAUUGGUUUCCAAUAUCCAUUCGUCUUGCAUGCAUUGCUAGGCCUGUCCGCUUUACACAUUGCUUACACGUACCCAACCCAGCGAACCCGGAGUUGGCUAGUUGGCAUGUAUCAUCACAACGAGGCCUUGACCGGAUUCCGACAAGAACUUUGCCUUAUCACAAAAGAAAACAGUGAGGCAUUGUUUACAUGGUCCAUAUGCAAUGUUCUAUACAUCUUCGCUACGUCAAAUCCACUUCAUCAGGGUAUAGAUGGAAGCCCCACCUCGUCCACAUCAGCCCAAAAGGAAAGGGUCUUGGGUACAGAAUGGAUUCCUAUGAUCCGCGGUCUGAAAGCCGUGCUUGAGCCCACACAUAAUUACAUCCGACUCGGAAGAAUGAAGGCCAUAAUGAGUACGGGGAACUGGUAUGAACUUGAUCCAGAUCAAGAAAGUCAGGACCCAGAAGAUGCCCAUUUUUGCCGAGCCCGCGAAUCUUGGAACGACUCCGAUAGUGCUGAGGUCUAUGAAGAGGCGCUUCAAGUUCUCCGAAAAUGUAGACUUUACUCAUCGCAGUUCCGCGAAAUGGACUCUGAGAGGAGAAGCAACUGGGGAUAUAACAAAGAGUGGUCUGCGCCUCUGAUGUUCAUUCAUUUUGCACAGGACUCGUAUUUCGCACUCUUGCGGCAGAGGCAACCGCCAGCUUUGAUCCUGUUUUCCCUGUUUGGAGCACUCCUGCAUAAGAUCAGAAAUUACUGGUUCAUGGAGGGCUGGGGCAAAGCGAUAGUGGAGGUAAUAGCAGAUAUCUUGGGCAGUUACUGGAGGGAAUGGUUGAUAUGGCCUUUAGAGGUUAUUCACGAAUAA
Molecule: messenger RNA, 1068 nt
Organism: Fusarium fujikuroi IMI 58289
Lineage: Eukaryota; Fungi; Ascomycota; Sordariomycetes; Hypocreales; Nectriaceae
Product: related to UPC2-regulatory protein involved in control of sterol uptake
Exons: 2
Coding region: 1-1068 (355 amino acids)
Biological process (GO): regulation of transcription by RNA polymerase II
Molecular function (GO): DNA-binding transcription activator activity, RNA polymerase II-specific
Source: RefSeq, a predicted model, not a curated record